Molecule: messenger RNA, 3127 nt
Organism: Misgurnus anguillicaudatus (oriental weatherfish)
Lineage: Eukaryota; Metazoa; Chordata; Actinopteri; Cypriniformes; Cobitidae
Source: RefSeq, a predicted model, not a curated record
GAGAGAGUACAAGAAACAGAAAUAAGCGUUGUGUGUUUGUCCAGAUAACACACAUGGUAUAAGUGAGGGGUGCAGGAGGUGAAAUCGAACCUGGGACUCUGCUUUAGGAUGAGGUCUCUCAAACACCUGAAACCACAGACCAAGAAAAAUGUGGAGGAGAAGACACAGCGGCUGGUCAGAUGUUAUUCUGAGGCCAUGCACCAUCAGAUGGACGCAGGGACACAGACAGACCCAGUGGUGGUCCUGUCACUGGCCCAAGCUGCUGUGUUGGGACUUAUUUCCCAGAACGAGGUCUUCGGUGCCACCAUCGCCCCGAACGGCUUCUACACAGGAGAUCCUAAAGAGUCCCCAGCUCCACCAGGUGAGAGAAUGGACUACGAGUAUGCUGACCAGCUUAUAGGUGCCAAUGGCGACUACCUUGGGGAGAAUUUGGGUGAGGAUGGGCACAUGCAUUCCAGCUGUGCUGAGAGAAGGUGGCAGGGGCCACCAGAAAACAGCAAACCUGUAGUAGGGCCCCAAGAUGCAGCAUCACAUGUUAAAGGGGAGUCUGUAACCCCAGGUUUACCCUCGUGCAAUCACAUGAUGAACAACAUGGUGUCCAGAGAAGGCGUACAGUUGGUGGACCCUUCAAGCUACAGGGUUCAUCCCAAACUUCAUUCCAACAACUGCUGCUCCACCUGCGUCCGGGACAUCAAGACUACACAUCCUUCACCUGAUUAACAUUUACAUCCUCACCCCCACGCCCAUAACCACGCAUCUCAUGAGGUGGCUUCACGCAACAGGACCCACAUGAAUAUUAAAGGAGCAGAAGAAGUAACAGAGGAUGGGGAUAGUGGAAGAAAUAGCAUUAAAGGUGGAAGUGGUGGUGAAGAAAUUAGUAGCUACUUUCAGGGCAACGAGGUUAGUUACGAGGGUGGGGAGAUGGAAGGAGUUGGGGAGUUCGAGGAGAACGCUGAGGGGAUGUUCUGGGCGGAGCCGGUGGAGGGGGAGGCACCCCGCGGACGCCGCAUAGACCGCUUGGACAUCAACAUCCAGAUCAACGAGUCAUACUGUGUGGACGUUGGCGAGGGCUUGAAGCGCUGGAAGUGCCGCAUGUGCGAGAAGUCCUACACGUCCAAGUACAAUCUGGUUACGCACAUACUGGGUCACAAUGGCAUUAAGCCACAUGCGUGCCCACACUGUGGCAAACUCUUUAAACAGCCCAGUCACCUACAGACACACCUGCUGACACAUCAAGGUACGCGGCCUCAUAAAUGCACCGUGUGCAAGAAGGGCUUCACCCAAACCAGUCACUUGAAGCGACAUAUGCUGCAGCACACUGAUGUUAAGCCCUACAGUUGCCGUUUUUGUCGCCGUGGUUUCGCCUACCCAAGCGAACUCCGUGCUCACGAAGUCAAGCACGAACGAGGGCGAUGCCACGUCUGCUCGCAAUGCGGCAUGGAGUUUCCCACAUAUGCUCACCUGAAACGUCAUCAGGUGAGCCACCAAGGACCCUCCACCUUUCAGUGCAGCCAGUGCAACAAGUCGUUCGCCUACCGCAGCCAGCUGCAAAAUCACCUACUGAAGCAUCAAACGCAGCGAUCGUUCUCCUGUAGCCAGUGUGGCCUGCAGUUUCUUCAGCUGCAUCAGCUACGCCAACACUCCCUCACACACAAGACAAACAAACCUCAGGCCCGUGCCACAAAGGGAACAAAAGGGUUUAAGUGUGACGUGUGUGCACGAGAGUUUACAUUGUCUGCAAACCUGAAGAGGCACAUGUUAAUUCAUGCCAGCGUUCGGCCGUUCCAGUGUCACGUGUGCUUCAAAUCUUUUGUCCAGAAACAGACCCUCAAAACUCACAUGAUCGUGCACCUGCCUGUAAAACCCUUCAAGUGCAAGGUGUGUGGUAAAUCGUUUAACCGAAUGUACAACCUCCUGGGCCACAUGCACCUCCAUGCUGGCAGCAAACCCUUUAAGUGUACAUACUGCUCCAGUAAAUUUAACCUGAAGGGAAAUCUUAGCAGACACAUGAAAGUCAAGCAUGGAAUGGACAUCUCUCCAGAUGGACGAGAUGGCCCACCAGACAUGGAGCCCCAAGAGGACUACGAGGAGGAGAACUUCAAUUAUGCAACGCAAGAGAAUUUGGAAAACGAUGCACCGAACUUAACAAAACUUUCUGAGGUGGCCAUCCAGGAGCUUGACUAUUAUAACUUUGGAAAGGAUGUUGGAAGCUACAAUACAGCCUAAACACAAUUUAAAUUAAUGUCAGGUUGAAUAAAUGUUAAGUUACAUGUGGCCUAUGAUGGCGUUUGUCAACCAUGAGUUGAUUGAGAUGUUCCUCCAUGAAAACCACUGCUCACCAGUUGGAGGCCAUCGUGACCUCCUGGAGUUGAUCUCAUGGAGUAGCUACUCUUGAUUCUGUUUCAUGAAACAGAGCGAUAGUGUGCGAAGAACUGCAUUCAGUUCUAACAAACGUCAAUGCUGUACUUUUAGUAUGUUGUGAAAUACAUUGUUACAUUAAUAACAUACAUUAGCGUCAUGAAACCUAACUGAAAUGCAGUCUUGUGAAAAGUAAUCCACAUAUCAUUUUGGUUGGAAAUAUUCGAAUGGCAGGUGCAUGCAGCCUAGUGGCUUUCAUCAGUGAGGUACUUCAGAGUAGUCUAUUAACCUGUUGCUUCAAUUUCCUCACAUUUUCAUUAGAUUUUGAAUGCAGUUACUUCCAAAAACCCAUAGAAACACUGUGUGAAAGAACAAUAUCAGGCCUAGUACACAAAGUGGUUGGAUUUCUUCAUUUCUAAAUGUGUGGAAAAGCAGAUGGGAGUGCCUAAACCCCAUGUACCAAUGCUACCACUCUCUCUGGUACAGGACCGUACGCUGCCCAUUCCUGAGCACUAGUACCAGAACCAAACUUCAUCAAAAGUUUGCUUUAAUGACCACUGAGUGGAUUAUUUUUGUUCCAUAGUAUUGCUGUUUAUUUUGCACUUUGAAAAUGUAAUAUCUGAAAAAGCCUCUUUCAUCACUGACUGUUCUGGUCUAAUUUUCAUCUCCAAGGAGAUAACAUGCCUGUCACUUCCAUAGUAAGCUGUUCCUCGAGGCAACUUUGCCAUCCCUGUAGAUUCCAAAAUAAACAGGAUUUUUGAAGUUUAAA